Messenger RNA from Ctenopharyngodon idella (grass carp), 1546 nucleotides. It is a transcript of the gene ssuh2.1, whose product is annotated as ssu-2 homolog, tandem duplicate 1. The record is from RefSeq and is a predicted model, not a curated record. Gene Ontology annotation, molecular function: heat shock protein binding. The transcript has 12 exons. Bases 387 to 1289 code for a protein of 300 amino acids. NCBI's taxonomy places the organism in Eukaryota, Metazoa, Chordata, Actinopteri, Cypriniformes, Xenocyprididae.
CAGAGUCUAAAACUGAACAAAGGCUCUCAGUAAAUAAAUGUAGCCUAGAGCAUUGCUGUAACCAGGAUCAAUGUAAAACGGACCUCAUCAGCAUUUUGUGCGUGAUGGACGAAAAAGACGAAGAUAUAGACACCUUUGACCCCAGCCUUCCUGAGGAGGGUCCGUCUGCUCCGCCCCCAGGCUGGCUGGACAGUGUAACAGGCUACGAAGAACACAAAGGCGGAGGUGAAAGAGCUUCAUGUGUAUCACUCGUACAUUAGAGAUAAACUGAUAACAACAGUCCAAUAACAGCCCAAAACAAAGACUGUACAGAUCAAAUCUGUCCUCCUCCACCAGACUUUGUCCCUAAGCCUGAAAAUGACAAGAAUGCCUCAGUCCCAAAUGUCAUGGUUCCCACUGUCUCAGAGGAUGUAGCGAGAGACGCUCUACUCCAGUUUGUGGGUAAAAAAUGGACAUACAGCAGCAAACCUGCCAAAAACCUGAUGUUCAAAGAGCUGAAGCCUUUUACAGUUUACCGUUACCGCUUGGAAACAUUUACAGAGUCCAGAUCAAGUGCGUGGGAAUCGGAGCCGCACACAGGUCAGUGUGUGGAUGGGCCUCAGAAUGGAGUGAGUCCUCCACCAUGGCACGUCCAGGUGUCUUACCCACCCAAAUUUACUGACGCCAUUCAGAAAGUCAGGGUCCCACACUCUUCAUUCAUAAAGCCUUGCCACCGUUGUCAUGGUAACGGCAAAGUCAGGUGUACACACUGCCACGGACGAGGACUGACUCGCUGUAUGUUCUGUCACGGCUCUGGUCACAGUCGCAACCGACGGUGCACGACCUGCCAUGGAAGGGGAAGAAAAAGGUGUGUGUCUUGUCAUGGAAAGGGUUACAAAGGCUGUCUCACGUGUAACGGCCACAGAAACCUUGUGCAUUUCAUACAACUCACCAUUACAUGGAAGAACCAGGUGUUUGAGUUUAUACCCGACCGAGUGCCUGAAUUCCCACUGAAGAAGUUUGAGAAGGUGUCUGGGGAAGCGUUCUUUGUAGAUGAAAACCUCCUGGUUUAUCCGAUAGAGGGCUUCCCUGACCAGGACAUCUGCGAUGCCUCAAAAAGAGCGAUUCAGAAUCACCUGCUGAAAUAUUCUGCUGUGAGCCGCAUCUUGCAGCAGCGUCAAACGAUCGAGCUGGUUCCUCUCACUCAUGUAUAUUACGCCUACAGUGGGAAAGACUACGAUUACUUUGUUUUUGGGAGAGAAAACAAGGUUCACACUACAAAAUACCCCACUUCCUGCAGCAUUUUGUAGUAACUCUAUUUGUUUUGUCCAAAAUCAUCUUAUAAUAAUUCAUACAUUUUUAUAACUUGUAAAUUACACAUUAUACAGUAUAUAAACUAUUUAUAUUUUAAUAUUGAUUAAAUGAAAAAUUACUAAAUGCUUAGUGGCCUAAUAAAGGCCCUUUUCAUUCUCUCAUAUAAGCAUAUCACAGCAUGUUUUUUAACCUACUGUUUAUAUAUGUUUAUAUAUAUAUAUAUAUAAUGACAUUAAAUUAUUUUUGAUUACAA